Sitodiplosis mosellana (orange wheat blossom midge) is the source of this 3405-nucleotide messenger RNA. RefSeq lists its product as uncharacterized. Gene Ontology annotation, biological process: DNA integration. The transcript has a single exon. The coding region runs from base 1 to 3405 and encodes 1134 amino acids. The record is from RefSeq and is a predicted model, not a curated record. Gene Ontology annotation, molecular function: nucleic acid binding. Lineage: Eukaryota; Metazoa; Arthropoda; Insecta; Diptera; Cecidomyiidae.
AUGGGCAACAAAGUGAUGCUGCGAGCUCUAUGUGAUUCAGGUUGCCAAAUCAAUUUGGUAUCGAGCGAUACUGCACAACGACUACGAUUAAAGAAGGCUUAUUCACAAUUGCAAAUUCUCGGUUUGGGCGGCAUCCAAGAAGCCAAAGGUAAAGUUGAAUUGCAAUUGGAAUCGCCGUUUAAUGCUCAAGUCAACGUCAGCGUUGAAUGCUAUGUAACCACUCGAUUGCUUGGCAUUCUACCACAAUCAGCGGUCGACGUUGAAGAAUGGCCAGACAUUAAAAAAUUGAAGCUUGCCGAUGAAGGAUUCCACUUACCAGGGCAAGUCGAUCUCAUUCUCGGCGCUGAAUUUUACAGCCAUAUUGUAAAAAACGGCGUGCGACAUUUUAAAGACGGUCCAACCGCACAGAACACCUCGUUUGGAUGGAUUGUAUUCGGACAGAUUGGGCUACCAAAAUGUCACAUCGCAGUAGCCAAUCCGCUCAUCGCCGAUGAUGAAGUGAUGAAAUUGCUCACGCGAUUCUGGAAUUUGGAAAGCGUACCAACUCGCCAUUUUCAAACAGAGGAAGAGCAAAAAUGUGAAGACAUAUUCACAAAGACCACCACCAGAGAUCACACCGGACGAUUCUGUGCCAGAAUACCAAUGAUUGAUGAUCCACCUGAGGUAAUUGGCUCGCGCUUAUUGGCAUUAGGUCGCCUAAGACAAAUGCACAAGCGUUUCGAUCGCGAUCCAUCAUUGCGCGAAAAUUACGUCAAAUUUUUGGCGGAAUAUGAAUCGCUUGGACACAUGGAACUCGUGCCAAAGAGAGAGCGUGUCUACAAAAGUGCAGUGUACAUACCACAUCAUGCUGCGGGAACGAGCAAGUUCCGUGUAGUAUUCGACGGAAGUUGUAAAAACAAGGGAAGUCCGUCGCCAAAUGACAUUCAAUUGAAUGGUGAACGUUUACAACCAGAUUUGACGACAAUCAUCAUGCGAUUUCGAUUCGGAAAAAUAGCAUUAUGCGCUGACAUUGCCAAAAUGUAUCGCCAGGUGCGUGUGCCAGAAGAUCAACGAGAUUCUCAGCGAAUUUUAUGGAGCGAUUCACCCGAUGAUCCGGUACGCGAAUAUCGUUUGUGCACGCAAACUUACGGAAUGAAGUCAGCAGCAUAUGUAUGUAUUCGUACGCUAUUUGAAUGUGCCAACAUAGGCGAAAAUGAUCAUCCGAAGGCUGCCAAAGUAGUUCGAACGAGCUUUUACGUAGACGAUAUGUUGCAUUCGGAACCAGACCUUGAAUCAGCAACUCACGUUUAUCACGAGCUCAAUGAAAUGUUGGGAUCAUGUCAAAUGCAACUAGCAAAAUGGAUCACCAACGACCCACAAAUGCAUGACAUAAUGCAAGCCAACGGCGGGGAACCAUUGCUAGAGCUCGACAAGGAGCAAACCAACGCUGUGCUCGGAAUGCAUUGGAACCCAAUCAAAGACGAGUUCCAAUUCAUAAUAAAAACUCCACCAUCGGAUGAAAAACCAACCAAACGGCGCAUCGCCUCGGAUAUUGCUCGGCUUUAUGACCCGAACGGCCUUCUCGCUCCAGUAAUCAUUCAAGGUAGAAUCAUUCUACAGCGAGUGUGGCGACAGAAGUUAGGCUGGGAUGAGGAGAUCGAAGACGAUGCGGAUGAAGAGCUAUAUAUCGCCAGCGAUUGGGACGCGUUCCGCCGAGAUCUACCUGCUGUGGAAAAAAUCCGGAUUCCGCGAUGGAUAAAAAUGCAGCCAAAUGCAAAAACACAAUUGCACGGUUUCAGCGACGCCUCUGACGAUGCAUAUGGCAUAUCAUUUUACAUACGCGUUGAAACUACUAAAAGAGAAAUCGAUACACGCCUAGUGUUUUCCAAGAUCAGAGUGUCACCCACGACAAAAGCAACAGUGCCGAAACUGGAACUGAGCGCUGCUCAUUUGAUGGCAAAAAUGCUAUCAAGUGUCGUGGAGACACACGAUGUGACCAUGAAUGAUUGCUAUUUGUGGUCGGAUUCGAUGAUCGUGUUGCAUUGGAUCCGGAAAAGUCCAGCCAAAUUGGACGUGUUUCAAGCAAACAGAGUAGCAGAGAUCCAAGAGCUCACCGAAGGAGCAGCUUGGGCACAUGUCGCCACCAAAGACAAUCCAGCCGACUUGUGUUCAAGAGGUGUGUCACCAAGUAAAUUGAUCGACGCGAAGUUAUGGUGGCAUGGACCCUCUUGGUUACGAACACCGCAGCCAUCGUGGCCGGAAAGCAAGCUCAACCUCAGCUCGCAUGAUGCCAAGGUCGUUGAAUCGGCCACGAAAAAGGCAAAGCCAGUGAUUGGUUUCGCUCAUGCUGAACCCGAGCAGACGGUCACCAAAACUGUUCGAUUAGGAGGAGAAUUGAUCGACAUCGGAUUACACCAGGCAAUCAGUCAUUGGGGAAGAUUAGCACGCGUGACAGCCUACGUCUUGCGAUUCAUACAUAACAUCCGCAGUAAAUCAAAUCGACUCACCGGAGCCAUAUCCAGUGAUGAGAUGAUUGAUGCUGAGACAGUGUGGAUUCGGUACAGCCAAAAAACAUUCUUUGCCAAGGAAAUUGUCGAUUGUCAAAAUCGAAAGCCGCUUGACAAAUCAUCGCCAUUGCACAAGUUAUCGCCAUUCAUCGACAACAAAGGAGUGCUGCGGUUAAGUGGGCGUUUGAAGCAUUCUGGAAUGCCAUACGAUUCCAUCCACCCCAUGGUGUUAACCAAUAAAUGCAUUAUCGCACGACGCCUAGUCGAUCAUGCACACAAUGUUACGCUUCACGGUGGCAUCCAAUUAACGCAACAAUAUUUACGUAAUAAAUAUUGGAUAAUUGGGCUACGCACUCUGGUCAAAAGCGUGGUAAAUCGUUGGUUACCAUGCGUCCGCCAACGGAGAGAGAAUGCGGAACAAUUGAUGGGCCAAUUACCACCGUCGAGAGUGCGUCCAGGUCGCGCAUUUGCACACACCAGCGUAGAUUAUCUAGGGCCAAUCCUAGUGAAGCGGUAUAAUGCAACCAGAGCAAAAAUAGUUGACAAGGGCUAUGUGUCAGUAUUCGUGUGCAUGAAAACUCGGGCUGUACACCUGGAAUUAGUCAGCUCUCUCACCACUGAGGCCUUUCUCGCUGCAUAUUCUCGAUUUACGCAUCGACGAGGGAAAGUUGAAGAAAUGUGGAGUGACAAUGGCACUACAUUUCAAGGUGCCUCAAAUGAGAUGGAAAAAAUCAACAAGGAUUGGAAAGACGCUGCCGAAAGCGAACUGUUUCGACAAAAUGCCACCAGAUGGAAUUUUUUGCCGCCACAUGCGCCACACAUGGGGGGCAUUCACGAAGCAGCAGUAAAAAGCGCCAAGCACCAUUUACGCCGUGUCAUCGGAAAUCAGCAGUUAACGAGCAAUUGGCCACGCUGUUAA